Messenger RNA from Lodderomyces orthopsilosis Co 90-125, 1323 nucleotides. It is a transcript of the gene TYR1, whose product is annotated as prephenate dehydrogenase (NADP(+)). Gene Ontology annotation, molecular function: NAD+ binding; prephenate dehydrogenase (NAD+) activity; prephenate dehydrogenase (NADP+) activity. The transcript has a single exon. The record is from RefSeq and is a predicted model, not a curated record. Lineage: Eukaryota; Fungi; Ascomycota; Pichiomycetes; Serinales; Debaryomycetaceae. Gene Ontology annotation, biological process: L-tyrosine biosynthetic process. Bases 1 to 1323 code for a protein of 440 amino acids.
AUGUCAGAACGCGAUGAGACAUUGUUGAAAAAAACCAAGGUAAUCGGGAUAAUAGGUCUCGGAGAUAUGGGUCUCCUUUAUGCCAGGCGAUUUAGUGAAGCAGGUUGGAAAGUAAUAGGCUGCGACCGUGAAGAACAAUUUGACCAAUUGAGUAGAACCUACAAGGAUGAAAAGUUCUCUGUUAAAAGGAAUGGGCAUUUGGUAUCACGCGAAGCCGACUAUGUAAUUUACAGUGUGGAGGCUGAGAAUAUCGACAAGAUUGUUUCCCUCUAUGGGUCAUCUACUAAGUAUGGUGCAAUCGUUGGUGGUCAAACUUCGUGCAAAACCCCCGAAAUCGCUGCCUUUGAAAAGCACAUGCCUUCAGAUACUCGCAUCAUCUCGCUACAUUCUUUGCAUGGUCCAAAAGUAAAUACUACCGGUCAACCCUUGGUGAUAAUUCCUCACCGAACUGAUGAAGUCAAUUUGCAAUUUGUAAAAUGUGUUGUUUCUUGCCUCAAAUCUAAAGUUGUUACUUUAAGUGCUAAGGAGCAUGACCGAAUUACGGCCGACACUCAAGCAGUAACGCAUGCUGCUUUUUUGUCCAUGGGAGUUGCUUGGAAGUCUUGUAAUCAAUACCCAUGGGAAACACCCAAGUGGAUUGGUGGCCUCGAAAAUGCAAAAAUCAAUAUUUCACUUCGAAUCUUUUCGAACAAAUGGCACGUCUACGCUGGUUUAGCUAUUACAAACCCGUCGGCACACGACCAGGUCUUGCAAUAUUCAAAAUCCACUACCGAGCUAUUCACGUUAAUGAUACAAGGCAAGAAAGAAGAAUUGAAUGAACGAUUGCAAAAGGUUAAACGGUUUGUAUUUAAGCAUAUUACCGAUCACGAUCUAUUAUUAGAUGACAACAUUUUGGAAAAGUUUUCUUUGAACAAGACACCACCUGAAGGGAAACAGCCAAAUUCGCACCUUUCCUUAUUAGCAAUUGCAGAUAGCUGGUACAACUUGGGAAUAGUGCCCUAUGAUCACAUAAUUUGCUCAACUCCAUUAUUUAGAAUAUUUCUCGGUGUCACAGAAUACGUAUUCUGUACUCCUGGACUUUUAGAAGAAAGUAUAGGAGUUGCUGCCACUGAUACAUCGUUUAGACAAGAUGACUUGCAUUUUACCCUUGCUGCUGAGACAUGGGCCAAAAUAAUCAAGUUCGGAAACUUUGCUCUCUACAGGGAUGAAUUUGAAAAGACUCAAGCAUUCUUCCAACCCAUGUUCCCUGAAGCUAACGCAAUUGGUAACGAGAUGAUUAAAAUCAUUUUAGAAAGAGUUAAGCAACGGGAAAAUAAAAAUUAG